Messenger RNA from Nematocida ausubeli, 1680 nucleotides. RefSeq lists its product as uncharacterized. The transcript has a single exon. The coding region runs from base 1 to 1680 and encodes 559 amino acids. The record is from RefSeq and is a predicted model, not a curated record. NCBI's taxonomy places the organism in Eukaryota, Fungi, Microsporidia.
AUGGAAUCUGUGAAGACCCGGAGUAGCCCUUUGCUCUCUGAUUUAUUAUUUGCUUUGGCAGGAAUUGACUGCAAGGCGAUUAAAAUCAGGCAGUCAAAUGAGUGUGAAGUGGAUACUUUUGUGAAUUCGUCCGUAUCCAAGAACAGUCUGCAAAUAGUGCGUGAACUGCUUGUAAUUAUUGCAGGCAUAAAGAAGUGCCGAUAUUACGUUGAAACUGCAUAUUUCUCAAGCGGUUUCAUAAGAAAGCACUUGUUUCAGGCAGUAGAAGAGGAAAUUCAAGUGUAUCUGUGCAAGGUUGACCAGAUAAAAAGAGAGGCAGACCAAGCACCUGUCCAGAUUGAAGCCCUUCCUUUUAUUUUCCAGAAGGAGAUUGAGCUGUUCUCUGCGCUGACUGAGGUACUUGAAGAGUCCAGAAAAGUCGGUGAUUUAUUUCUGCUGGAUGCCGUGCUUAGGAGCAGACUGCAGUCCCCAAGGAUAAUAUGCUCCCUGAGUGCCCCAAUGAACAGAAUACUUGUCCGUUUGGUUGAGGGUCUUGACACUUCUGGGUACUUUGAGGAAAGGCAUACAUACGAUUAUGCAGAGUGCUUUUGGAGCAGUCACUACAGGAUAAGAGAAGAUAUUCCGCAGUACCUGGCUGGGUACAUACUUAAGCUAGUUGAGCUAGGGAAGAUCUCAAAGAUAAGAAGAUCUGCAGGAGAGACAGAAAUACAUUACACAAAGAAUAUUCUUUCCGUGUGCUUAGACAGAAGAUCCACCAUAAUAAACGAAGCAGAGCUUCAUGCGUACUACGCACAGAUCAGUGAGUGUCCUUCUGUGAAAAGGUGCUGGAAGGAGGGUGUCUCUGAAUUAUUCAGCAGAAUUGGCUUGGAUGUCAGCCGGUACGCAGAACUCUUCCAGGAAAUGGGUUCUCGCAUGAUUUGCACUCCAGGGAAGAAGGAUAUUUCCCUUGUGAACUACCUAAUGAGAAAGGGAAGUGCUGGGUACUCUGCAUAUGAGGAGCAUGUAGACUCUCCGUCUAUGUCCUUUUUAGGAGACUGCACAUUCCUUCUGGAAAACAUUGAAGGCGUAAGGGCCUCUCCUGUUACUUUUGUGCAUAAUGAAGUCUCUUUGGCAAAAACCCUUUUGGAGAUAAAUGAUGCCCGGCGUAUGCGAAAUAUUGAAGAUCUGUCACUGCUGCAGGGCCUUGAUAUUACGCUUUCCUUGAAAGAGCCUCUUUCAAUGUUCUUCUCAGCAAAGACCAUCUCUGAGAUUCGAAUUGUCUUUAGGCUUGUGUACUCUUUGUAUGCAGUGGAGUACUUCUUGUGCUCGCAGUACAGUGAAUGGCGCAUUAAGCAGAUUCUACUUAGCUUUGUCACAGGCGUACGUAUGUUUAUCACUGAAAAGAUAGACAGCGAAUUUCAAAGUGUAAUUAAUGAAGAGAAUGUCUCGCAGUAUACAGAGUCCUUGGAAAGUGCCAUGUCCAAUAUAAUGAAGGCAUCCCUUCUGACCAGCCCAUUUCUUAUACAGUUCUACAGCAAAGUAUUCUCCAUUGCCUUUAUGUACAUUGAACUCCCGCAUAGAGAGCAACUUACCACGGAGGAAGAGAAUGAAAUACUUGUCUCACUGAAGGCGUGCUUUAAGGCUGCAAUUCCCUAUGUAAAGUCUCCACUACUAAUCCUAUUAUUUGAGUCAUUGGCAUAG